Messenger RNA from Laccaria bicolor S238N-H82, 582 nucleotides. RefSeq lists its product as uncharacterized. Lineage: Eukaryota; Fungi; Basidiomycota; Agaricomycetes; Agaricales; Hydnangiaceae. The coding region runs from base 1 to 582 and encodes 193 amino acids. Gene Ontology annotation, biological process: amine metabolic process. The transcript has 2 exons. The record is from RefSeq and is a predicted model, not a curated record. Gene Ontology annotation, molecular function: quinone binding; primary methylamine oxidase activity; copper ion binding.
AUGCCGACCGUCAUCCAAACUUUACGUGGCAAACAUCUUCCAAAAGGUUUCAAUCACCCUUUGGACCCACUGACUCCCAAUGAGAUCCCCGCUAUGAUGCUCGCCGUUCGGCAUUACAUCGCUGCGAAGACAGAAAUCAAGGCCAUCAAAUUCAAUACAUGCUCUUUGCUACCUGCACCAAAAAGAGCAGUGUUGGCGCACCUUGGAAUUACCCUGACACCUGGGGGGAAGCCCAAGGAGCUGAGGUCUUAUCAGUGCCCCCCUAAUUCCUGCAGGAAUCCGGUCAUUCCGGCGGAUUCCGGUGGAUUCCGGAGGAAUGAAAUUUGGCAGGGAGGCCUGCUAUUUUCACCAUUCUGGUGCCUUACCAUUCCGGCGGAAUUUGGGCAUUCCGGAAUUGACACCGGAAUGAUCCGCGGAAUGCACAGGAACGGAAUGCAACGGAAUCCGGUCCUUUGUUUGUUUGUUUUACUUCUGUUACCAAACAAAGGCAACGUUACCAAACAAAUUCAAGACCAUGCCUUUUUUUUUUUUUUCCACCACCAUCAACCAUCCUCUUCCCCACCCCCACGACAGCCACGAUAA